This is a messenger RNA of Oryza sativa Japonica Group (Japanese rice), 2684 nucleotides long. RefSeq lists its product as uncharacterized. The record is from RefSeq and is a predicted model, not a curated record. Lineage: Eukaryota; Viridiplantae; Streptophyta; Magnoliopsida; Poales; Poaceae.
CAGUGGCUGCCACUGUUGUACAGUCGAGGUCAACCGAAGAAUCACGCAAGGAAACAUUCACACAGAGAGAAAAUAAAAUAAAGAAAAGAGAAGAGAAGAGAGAAGUUUUUAGUGGUAACAAUGGCGAGUUCUUGGUCGAUCGGUCUCCAUUACUCUGCGUCAGUGCAGGCGUGCAGCAGCAGUGCGAGCAUUUACUCGCCUCCACCAACUGAUUCGCUUCACCGCAAUAACUCCCCCCUACCUCCUCACUCUACUACUCGUCUACUACUCCCCCAUCGCCAUCGUCUCCCACACCUCCGAAUUCCGAAUCCCUCCUCACUUGCUCCCUGCACUGCAGUGCACCAAGCAGCAGCAGCAGCAGCGACACGGCGACGUGGUGCUAUUAAUUUCGUCGCCGCCGUCUCGCGCAGCUGCCAGGCCACCACUGUGCGCGCGAUGCUCUUUGCCCCCCGCGAAGACGAGCAGCGGCAGCAGCUUCCAUGCUUGGCGAUUCGAUGCCAUGUAGGAAGACGAAGAUGAUGAAGCUAGCGUAGCCUAGUGAUGGCUCAACCCGCCAUGGAAGGGACGGUGCAGGGUGGAGGAGGAGGAGGAGGAGGAGCACAAGAACCUCGCGGACAGUACGGCGGAGGCGGCAAGAACGGCGGCGACGCCUCCCCGCGCAAGCAUGCCGCUGCCGCUGCCGCUGCCGCCUUGCCGCGACACCGGCGAUCCAAGAGUGCUUCUUCCGAUCGGAGCCUGGAGCCAUGCAAGCACGCGGCGUUGCACGAUCAGCGCUGCACCCAAGCAGCACAGGCGACGCCGAGCUCUCAUCACCAACCGGACGCGACGACGAGGAAAUCCCACGCCGCCGCCGCCGCCGCCGCCGAGGGCUCCUCCAUCCACCAUGUACUGACGAGAGAUCGCAGCAGGGCGAGCGCGUCGCCGAACCAUCGCGUCUCGCUGGAGAAUGAUCAGAUCAGGCAGCUGCAGCUUAACCUGCAUCAGGAGAGGUCGAUCCGGAUCAUGCUUGACCGGGCGAUUGGCCGCGCAUCCAGCACUCUGUCUCCUGGCCACAUGCAUUUCCCAGCUCAGACAAAGGAACUGAUUGCAGAGAUUGAAUUGCUUGAAGAGGAAAUCGCAAACCGUGAGCAGCAUGUUCUUACCCUCUACAGAAGCAUCUUCGAUCAAUCUGCGUCUGGAGCAUCCUCAGGGCAGAGUUCUGGUCUUUCUUCCCCAGCGCAUACCAAGAGUAUCAGCUCUAGAACAAGACGGCAUCCGAGCAUAAUAUCGAGUGCAUUUUGCUCAUCUAAGAAGCUCCCGCUCCAACCUUUCCAAAUCAUGACAUCGGUAUCGGAGUCGGGGAGAUCGAAGAGUAUGCUGAAAACCAAGAUUAAGCAUGAAUCUUUCUCAAGUGAAACAUUGGAUAUUCACCCUGCAACCUUCCCACCAGAUCCAAGGAAGCUUCCUUAUUCAGGAAGUAGUUCUUUGACUCGGACCCUGAAAGAUCACCUCUACCAAUGUCCAAGCAAAAUAUCCGAAGAAAUGGUUAGAUGCAUGGCCUCCAUAUACUGUCUUCUUCGCACCGAGUGUCCCGAAAACCCUGAAAAGGUCCGUUCACCAUUCUUGUCGAGGUCAUCAACAAAUGUCAUUCUUCCUCGGAGAGGAAACGGAGAGGACACUAAUUUGUCAAACACCAAAUGUACGGUGGAAGUAUCUUCAAUAUCAGCUGAUAAGAAUCACAUGCCAGAUGUCUCUUAUGCAAUUACGCACUACAGGUUGCUUGUGGAGCAGCUUGAAAGGGUUGAUCUGAGUAUGUCAGAAACCAAUAUUAAAUUGGCCUUCUGGAUCAAUGUGUAUAAUUCUCUUGUCAUGCAUGCAUAUCUAGCAUAUGGCAUUCCAAACAGUUCUCUGAAAAGAAUGGCUCUAUUUCACAAGGCUGCCUACAAUAUUGGAGGCCAUGCAGUCACGGCCAAUUCCAUCGAACACGCUCUACUAUGCUGCAGAUCUCCACGGAUUGGUCGUUGGUUUGAAUCCAUACUGUCGACGGCGAUGCGGAAGAAAUGCGCAGAUGAGAAGCAACUCGUCCAGCUCAAAUUCGGCCUGCCGGACUGCCAGCCUCUCGCCCUGUUCGCUCUGUGCACAGGAGCUUCAUCUGAUCCCAUGCUGAAGGUGUACACGGCGAAGAACAUCAGUGAGGAGCUGGAGCGUGCGAAGCGGGAGUUCCUGCAGGCGAGCGUGGUGGUGAGGAAGUCCAAGAAGGUGUUCCUGCCGCGCCUCGUCGAGCGGUACGCCCGGGAGGCCGGCCUCGCCGGCGCCGACGAGCUCCUCGCGUGGGCGCGCGACAACGCCGACGCCCGCGCCACCCAGGACGCCAUCCAGCGGCUGUGCGUCGACGCCGGCGGCGGCCGGAGGAAGGCAGCGCAGGCCGUCGAGUGGCUCCCCUACAACGCCAGGUUCCGCUACGCCUUCCCCCGGACCAUGGUCGACAAGCCACUCUUCUGAGCAAGAAACAAGCGUACAUUCUGAUGCUCCAAUGUUUCGCGCUGCAUUGUUGUUUUGUGAUCUUGAGAUGAAGAAUUGAAGAUGAGAUGAGAUCAGUGACAAAGUUCAGAAGUGCUACAUCUAUUUUUGCUGUGCCGUGUACAGAAUUGGAUUGUUGCUAAUAUCUAGUAGCAAUGGAUUCCUUGAGAAUGUUGCUGUGUUUU